Penicillium vulpinum is the source of this 2007-nucleotide messenger RNA. It is a transcript of the gene abr1, whose product is annotated as multicopper oxidase abr1. Gene Ontology annotation, cellular component: high-affinity iron permease complex. The transcript is spliced from 2 exons. Bases 1 to 2007 code for a protein of 668 amino acids. NCBI's taxonomy places the organism in Eukaryota, Fungi, Ascomycota, Eurotiomycetes, Eurotiales, Aspergillaceae. The record is from RefSeq and is a predicted model, not a curated record. Gene Ontology annotation, biological process: cellular response to iron ion starvation; reductive iron assimilation. Gene Ontology annotation, molecular function: ferroxidase activity; copper ion binding.
AUGGCUAAGUUUAGUUUCUUUGCGCUGGCCACUUGGGUUGGUCUAGCUGCAGCAAAGGACGUCUACCUUAACUGGAACGUCACUUGGGUUAAUGCAUCCCCCGAUGGCUUUGCGCGCCCGGUCAUUGGUAUCAAUGGCCAAUGGCCCUGCCCGCAGAUUGAUGUGAAUGUGGGCGAUCAACUGAUCGUCGAUGUCUAUAACGGUCUUGGAAAUGAGUCCACAGGUAUCCACUGGCACGGCAUGCGCCAGUUUGGCAGUGCUGUCAUGGAUGGCGCAGUUGGGGUCACUCAGUGCCCAAUUGCCCCCGGUUCCCACAUGCAAUAUCACUUUGAUGUUAAUCAAACUGGAACGUACUGGUAUCACUCGCAUGACAUGGGCCAGUACCCCGAUGGAUUCCGUGGUGCUCUGAUUGUCCACGAUCCUAACCCUCCUUUCCACUAUGACGACGAGUUCACCAUCACACUGAGCGACUGGUACCACAAGCAAAUGCCGGAGCUGCUCAAUACCUAUCUGUCCGAGGCCGGUUUAGCAGCCCAUGGCGCUGAGCCCCUGCCUGACUCGGCAUUGAUCAAUGACUCAACCAACACCAAAAUCAAGGUUCUGCCUAACAAGACAUACCUGGUUCACAUCAUCUGUGUUGGAAACUGGCCCGGCCACUUCUGGGUGUUUGAUGGCCACGAGAUGACAGUCGUGGAAGUCGACGGUGUCUAUACCGAGCCCUAUCCUGCUGGAGACAAGUUCCUGCGUGUUGCAACUGGCCAGCGGAUGAGUGUCUUGAUCAAAACCAAGUCCGACACAAGCAGGAACUUUGCUAUCUGGGAUACUAUGGAUAUCAACAUGAUGUUUAUCUUUGAAAAUCGCACUAUCCCGGAAAACUUCAACCCCAAUGCUACUGCCUGGCUGGUGUAUGACGAGGACAAGCCCUUGCCCGAGCCCCCCGUCUUCCAUCAUAUCGACUUCAACACCGACUUUGUAGAUGAUGUCAAUCUGGUACCAGCAGACCACGAGCCUCUGCUCCAGCCCGUGAACCACCAGAUCAUCCUAGACACCAACACCGCGCUGGUCGACGGUCUCCCUCGCUUCACUGUCAACGGCAAGACCUACAUUGCCCCGGAGGUUCCAUCCCUAUACACAGCCAACACAGUCGGUCCCGAAUUCUCCUCCGACCCCGCAGUGUACGGCCAGGUGAACCCCUUCGUUGUGAAGUAUGGCGAAGUUGUCGAAAUUGUGAUCAACAAUCACCACAACAACCUGCACCCAUGGCACUUGCACGGGCACCAGUUCCAGGUCCUGCAGCGUACACCAGUUGAUGGUGGCUACUACACUGGAUUAUCCGCCAACGUCUCUACGACUCCGAUCAGACGCGACACUAUCAUGGUCCAGAACCACGGCCACGUUGUCAUCCGUUUCCGUGCCGAUAAUCCUGGUGUCUGGAUGUUCCACUGUCACAUUGAAUGGCACGUCGAGUCUGGUCUAAUGGCCACCAUUAUCGAGGCCCCUGAGACCUUCCCGAACACCCUGCACGCUCCCCCGCAGAGCCAUUAUGAUACCUGCAAUGCAUACCCUAAACGCACCAGCGGUAAUGCUGCUGGCAACAGCGGUCUUGACAUGACUGGAGCCAAUACUAAGGUUUCUGGGGAUAACCACGGCGCUCUGUAUAUCAAAAAGGGUGCCAAUAUCCAUGCUGGCGCACCUCCGGCUCACACAUCGGCGCAAGCACCGACGUACGACCAGGCUCCUCAGGCUUCACAGCCCUCAUACUCACCCUCUCAUCACCCCCACGGGACAGCGGUACCUAGCCCCAACUACAGCCCCCUGAAAGCUGCGAUUGAGAAAAUCAAGGAUAACUUGCCAGUCCCUCUCACGGACAAGACACACUUCCGCGCGGACAGUCCAAACCAACCGCAAGAUAACUACGUUCCUGUUCACCAGGAGUCGACCAAGGCCCCGUGGCAGAACCAGAAUACCCAUAGUACCCAAAACUCUGGGUGUGUACACUCGCAAUGA